This is a messenger RNA of Artibeus jamaicensis (Jamaican fruit-eating bat), 1811 nucleotides long. RefSeq names its product cytochrome P450 4A11. The transcript has 12 exons. Bases 19 to 1551 code for a protein of 510 amino acids. Gene Ontology annotation, molecular function: monooxygenase activity; oxidoreductase activity, acting on paired donors, with incorporation or reduction of molecular oxygen; iron ion binding. NCBI's taxonomy places the organism in Eukaryota, Metazoa, Chordata, Mammalia, Chiroptera, Phyllostomidae. The record is from RefSeq and is a predicted model, not a curated record.
UCCAGAAGCCACUGCACCAUGAGUGUGUCUGUGCUGAGCCCCACCAUGGCCCUGGGCAGCAUCUCUGAGUUCCUGCAGGUGACCUUCCUGCUGGGUCUGGUUCUGCUGCUGCUCAAGGCAGCCCAGCUCUACCUGCACAGACAGUGGCUACUCAAAGCCCUCCAGCAGUUCCCCUGCCCUCCCUCCCACUGGCUGUUCGGGCACCAGCAGGAGUUCCAGAAUGACCAGGAGUUACCACAGAUUCUAAAAAGGGUAGAGAAAUUUCCACAUGCCUGUCCUCGCUGGUUGUGGGGGAGCAAGGUCACACUCCUGGUUUAUGACCCUGACUACAUGAAGGUGAUCCUAGGAAGAUCAGAUCCGAAGGAUCAGGCUGCGUACAGAUUCCUGGCUCCAUGGAUUGGGUAUGGUUUGCUCCUGUUGAAUGGACAGGCCUGGUUCCAGCACCGGCGAAUGCUGACCCCAGCCUUCCACUAUGACAUCCUGAAGCCCUACCUGGGGAUCAUGGCUGACUCUGUCCGAGUGAUGCUGGACAAAUGGGAGGAGCUCAUCAGCCAGGACUCCCAUCUGGAGAUCUUUGAACAUGUCUCCUUGAUGACCCUGGACACCAUCAUGAAGUGCGCCUUCAGCCAGCAAGGCAGCGUCCAGACAGACAGGAACUCCCAUUCCUACCUCCAGGCCAUUGGGGAUGUGAAAAACCUCUUUUUUUCUCGAGUGAGAAGUUUCUUCUACCAGAAUGACAUCAUCUAUGGGCUGACUCCCGAGGGCCGCUGGAACCACAGGGCCUGCCAGCUCGCCCAUCAGCACACAGAGCGAGUGAUCAAGUUGAGGAAGGCACAUCUGCAAGAGGAGGGAGAAAUGGAGGAGGUCAGAAGAAAGAGGCACUUGGACUUCCUGGACAUUCUCCUCUUUGCCAGAAUGGAGAAUGGGAGCUGCUUGCCUGACAAGGACAUCCGUGCCGAGGUGGACACAUUCAUGUUUGAGGGCCAUGACACCACAGCCAGUGGCAUCUCCUGGAUCCUCUACUCUCUGGCUGCACACCCCGAGCAUCAGCACAGGUGCCGCAAGGAGAUCCAGAGCCUCCUGGGAGGUGGCACCUCCAUCACCUGGGAUCAGCUGGAUCAGAUGCCCUAUACCACCAUGUGCAUCAAGGAGGCACUGCGACUCUAUCCACCUGUACCAUUUAUUGGAAGAGAGCUCAGCAAGCCAAUCACCUUCCCUGAUGGACGCUCCUUACCCAGAGGAAUCAAAGUCUCCCUUUCUUUGUAUGGUCUUCACCACAAUCCGAAGGUGUGGCCCAAUCCAGAGGUGUUUGACCCUUCCCGUUUUGCACCAGGUUCUGAUCUACACAGCCAUGCUUUCCUGCCCUUCUCAGGAGGAUCCAGGAACUGCAUUGGGAAGAAUUUUGCCAUGAAGGAGCUGAAGGUGGCCGUGGCAUUGACCCUGCUUCGCUUUGAGCUGGCGGUGGAUCCAUUUAGAGUCCCCAUCCCAGUAUCAAAAGCUGUUCUGAGUUCCAAGAAUGGAAUCCACCUGCAGCUCAGAAAGCUCCUCUAAUCCAUUUUGGGACAAGAGCAAGCUCUGAGGAUCUCCUUCCUGCCAUCCUGUCUCCCUGUUACAUGAUGCCAUCCUCUGGGUUUCUAACCAAGUCCUGCUUCUCACAUGCCAUUCUCCCUAACUUCCCCCUCUGGUCCUUUGUCUGCCUCUCCAAUCUGCCGUUUUCACUUUCUUCCUGCUUGUCUUCCCUGUAUAGUUUCCUUUACAUGCUAUAAUAAAUUACUGUAGCCUCAGUGACAGAACACACCACAAAUCUUCUC